AUGGGAUCAACUGCUAAGCCGGCCGCCAUCAACACCGUGGUAGUGCACCCACUCGUACUGCUCAGCGUAGUGGACCACUACAAUCGCGUGGCCAAGGACACAAAGAAGCGCGUCGUGGGCGUGCUGCUGGGCGAGACCAACAAGGGUGUCGUUGAUAUCACCAACAGCUAUGCAGUGCCCUUCGAGGAGGACCCGCGCAACCCCAAGAUCUGGUUUGUUGAUCACAACUACCACGAAAACAUGUUUGCCAUGUUCAAGAAGGUUCACGCCAAGGAACGAGUCGUGGGUUGGUACAGCACUGGCCCCAAGAUCAGGCCCGCCGAUCUUGACAUCCACGAGCUGUUCAGGAGAUACACCCCCAACCCUGUCCUCGUCAUCAUCAACGUGAAGCCCACAGAAAUCGGUCUUCCCACGAAGGCCUAUCUCACCGUGGAGGAAGUCUCCAAGGAUGGCACGGAGUCGAAGAUGGCGUUCCAGCACAUUCCCUCUGAGGUGGGCGCCGUGGAGGCGGAGGAGGUCGGCGUGGAGCACCUGCUGCGGGACAUCCACGACCCGUCGGUGAGCACCAUGGGCUCGAACGUGAACGCCAAGCUGCUCGCGCUCAAGAGCCUGGUGGAGCAUCUGAAGGAGGUGCAGGCCUACCUGAACAACGUGUGCGAGGGCAAGCUGCCCAUCAACCAGAAGAUCGUGGGCCAGCUUCAGGACAUCUUCAACCUGCUCCCCAACCUCAACGUCGAGGAAAUGAUCCGCAGCUUCGCCGUCAAGACGAACGACAUGAUGAUGGUCAUCUACCUCUCCUCGCUCAUCAGGUCCAUCAUCGCUCUCCACAACCUCAUCAACAACAAGCAAUCCCUGCGGGCUGCCGAGGUGGGCACGAAAAAGGUGGACAAGGAAGAGGACAAGGAGAAGAAGGGGGAGAAGGCCGAUAGCAAGGAGAAGGAGCCCAAGAAGACGGAAGAGGGCGCCAACAAGAAGGAGAAGAAGUGA
Molecule: messenger RNA, 987 nt
Organism: Acanthamoeba castellanii str. Neff
Lineage: Eukaryota; Discosea; Longamoebia; Acanthamoebidae
Product: 26S proteasome nonATPase regulatory subunit 7, putative
Exons: 5
Coding region: 1-987 (328 amino acids)
Biological process (GO): proteasome-mediated ubiquitin-dependent protein catabolic process
Cellular component (GO): proteasome complex; proteasome regulatory particle
Molecular function (GO): protein binding; metallopeptidase activity
Source: RefSeq, a predicted model, not a curated record